AUGGAGAAAGAACGGAAAGGCAGUUUGCGUGGUGUUGCUUUCGCUGCCGUUGUAUUUUCGACAGUUGCUGUCACAGCAUGUCUCAUCACCUUCCCAUUGGUUUUCCAUUAUAUUCAAACCUUACAAGCCACUGUCCAGGGUGAAGUAGAGUACUGCAAAUCACGGUCACGAGAUAUGUGGCAUGAGAUGGUUGAAGUUACUCCCUCAGUACCAGGAGAAGCAGAUGCACUCCGUGUCCUCGCUCGACGUGUGACUCGCCAAGCCGAAGCCCAAUGUUGUACAUGCCAACAAGGCCCUCCUGGACCAGACGGUCCACCAGGACAAGACGGAAGGGAUGGAGAUUCUGGUAUUGGUCCUGGACCUGAUGGACCACCAGGGCCUGAUGCUGAAUUACACGAUAGCUUGCUGCCCGUUCCACCACAAUGCCCAUGUCAAGCAGCCGCCGGAACUGCUGGACCCUCCGGACCACCAGGACAAGAUGGAACACCAGGAAAUCCAGGUCCUAAUGGAGAAGAUGGUGCUCCAGGACCACAAGGACCAGCAGGGAUUCCUGGACCUCCAGGACAACCAGGACAAACCGGACAACGUGGACCACCUGGAGAGCCAGGAAAAUUAUUGCCAGGAAACGAAGCACCAGCAGGACCACCAGGUCCUUCAGGACGCCCAGGACCUCCAGGUCUUCCAGGAAAACCGGGAGCCCCAGGAAACGAUGGAAAUAAUGGAGAACCAGGACAGCCAGGAGAAUCAGGUCAACGCGGGCCAACUGGUCCACCAGGAACUCCAGGUGCCAACGGAGAUGGCGGAGAAGCUGGUUCCCCAGGAAGCUGUGAUCAUUGCCCACCAGCUCGUCUUGCUCCAGGAUACUGA
Molecule: messenger RNA, 867 nt
Organism: Auanema sp. JU1783
Lineage: Eukaryota; Metazoa; Nematoda; Chromadorea; Rhabditida; Rhabditidae
Source: the annotation of a GenBank genome assembly